UUCGCCAAAGACCACGCCGGUUGACAGCAAAAGGUAGAGAAAAAAUACAGAAAGCUUUAGUUCUGCUAGUGCAAAUUCGAGUGAUUUUCAGUUUUAUCAGAAAAGUUCUCAAAGUUCAAUCAAAAUGGAUAUUAGACCAAAUCAUACGAUUUACAUUAACAAUCUGAACGAGAAGAUAAAAAAGGAGGAGUUGAAAAAGUCGCUCUACGCCAUCUUUUCCCAGUUUGGACAAAUAAUGGACAUCGUAGCUCUGAAGACGCUUAAAAUGCGUGGUCAAGCCUUCAUCGUAUUCAAAGAAAUCGGAAGCGCAAGUAAUGCUAUGCGGACGAUGCAAGGUUUCCCGUUUUACGACAAGCCAAUGCGUAUUAACUACGCCAAGACGGAUAGCGAUCUGAUAGCCAAGCUGAAGGGUACUUUCAAGGAAAGGCCGAAGAAAGCAAAGGCUCCAAAACCAGUUCAGCAGGAGGAGAAAAAAUCAAAAAAGCAGAAGAAUGCCGAAUCCGGCGCAGCUGCAAGCAAUUCGGCUACCGCCGAGCAGCCACCGAAUCAAAUUUUGUUCUUGACCAAUCUUCCGGAGGAAACAAACGAGAUGAUGCUGUCCAUGUUGUUCAAUCAGUUCCCAGGUUUCAAGGAAGUGCGGCUGGUACCAAAUCGGCACGACAUUGCCUUUGUAGAGUUCGCAACCGAGCUGCAAAGCGGUGCUGCCCGAGAGGCCCUGCAGGGUUUCAAAAUAACACCAACGCACGCGAUGAAGAUUUCCUUUGCCAAGAAAUAGGCUGCGGAAUUGUAUGCGCGGUAGGUUUAAGUCUUUAUUUCACAGAUUACGAAUCAACGUUUUUGGUAUGAAUGUGAAUUUAAAUAAACCAUGCAAAAAGCAUUGCACUCCGCUUUCAUGGUUUUGCUACUACUUCUGCGGCUGUGCGAUGUCUUGUUUGUUUGAGAACA
Wyeomyia smithii (pitcher-plant mosquito) is the source of this 945-nucleotide messenger RNA. RefSeq names its product U1 small nuclear ribonucleoprotein A (gene snf). Lineage: Eukaryota; Metazoa; Arthropoda; Insecta; Diptera; Culicidae. The transcript has a single exon. Gene Ontology annotation, biological process: mRNA splicing, via spliceosome. Gene Ontology annotation, cellular component: U1 snRNP. Gene Ontology annotation, molecular function: U1 snRNA binding. The record is from RefSeq and is a predicted model, not a curated record. The coding region runs from base 125 to 775 and encodes 216 amino acids.